AUGGAGAACGAUGCACAUAAUGAAGGACCCCGACGACGGGAUCGUAUAAUGGGGAAGCUAUUCGGUAGUAGCAGCGUGGCUAGGGACAAGAAAUUAACCAACGAAGAGAGUGCGAACGAGAUAUCCGACUUUCUUGGUCACUCAGACCGACUUACCGUCGCUCACCCUGUUCCUCAGCCACCGCCAACUGCUGCUAGGGGUCCACCAGCUCUAGCUCUUGAUACGUCCAAAGCUAGUCGCUUCCCCCAGACUCUGGGCGCCGAGGAGUCUCAGCAGUGGGCGAGAGCAUAUACCUCGUCCCGACCGAAGAAAGCUGGAAAGGGACUUUCUGUUCGGUUCGCCGAUACUUACCCCGAGAUCAUUGGCGAAGGCGGCGACGAGUGCGAGACUAUCGUAGCCGAGAUCGGUAGGAGGAAGAGAUCUAAAUCUGCACCACUCCCGGCGCCGAUCCCACCCACAAAAGAAGGUCACGAAUAUGCUAGGCAAGUUGGGGCAUUUCAAGAGGUACAAAAGGAGGAUGAGUUUAUACCUGGCCCUAUACGUCGGACCCAGACGGGCUUCUCCACCAUCUCAGAUUUCCGAUCGGACGCGCCUGCGUCUGCCUCUAUUUCUAAUCCCGAACCGCCUAAGCCUCGUACCGUCCCGGCAGGUGAUGCCUCCCGGUCCCGCUUCUUAGGCAUUAGCAGUCAGAAGGACGAAAACCGCCGCUCGUUUAUCGAGAUUCACCAGCAGGAGCAGCGGAAGGCUGAAGGGAUGGCGUUUGCAGAAGCAAUGAGGUCUGCUAGCGCCAACUCUCACCACCAAUGGGACGAUCAGAAUUCAUCCCCCGAGCCGGUACGGGAUACGCCACCGCGCCUCAAGUCGAUUCCCGUACCAACCAUGCAGGAACCGACACCGCCUCCGGAGAGAUCCAUGUCCCACCGAGAACAUUCUUCCGUGUCACCUUCGCUACAAGAUUCCAUCUCCUCGGUAUUGAGAACCCAGUCCACAAGGUCUCCCUUACGGCCAUCGCCUAUACCACAAACGCAAGUGAACACUGCAUCGCCUGCGCCCCCUUACCACGAAUCACCACAAGCCUCAAACUCGUCUUUGCCUCCCCUGCCUAGUCACGAUGCACUACCAAACUUCGACAUGGUACAGACUAUGCCGCAACGACCCGUAUCACCAGACGAAGUACGCGUCAAAACGGCUCAUACUGGUGACAGCCCCACAUCUAUGUAUUCCAACUCCGCCCAAUCGACUCCCGAUGUCUCUCACAAAGCGACACCGAUUACGCGGAAUCCUUCGCGCGGAUUACCACCUUCGCCAGAGAAGACCGCCCGUAAACUCCAAGAAGUGGUAGUUUCGGCCGAUGUCGAUGCGCUGGACCUGUUUAUAGUUCGCACGAAGCACUUGUAUGAGUUGUUCCGUCUCCACGCCGAGCAAAAGAGGCCUCUAGGUACCUCCCACCCUGAAGAUAUGUGCCGAGCAGCUCUGUGGUGGUUCUUGAAAGGGAGAACAGCUCUGGAGACGAUUAUUAGAAGUCGUCCAGCUAACCCCGACGAGCCACGCCUUCUCAUGGCCAGAUAUCAGGCCUAUACGGAUUUAGCAAAGGGAUAUUGGCUAUUGGAACAAGCCCUUCCCGAGAUUGCGGAUGGCAAGUAUAGUCCCGUAGAUGGCGAAUUGGGCGAAGUUAGGCAUGUUUUAAAAUCUAACUUGAGAAAACUAUCUGGGUCUAUGAAACGAAAUGGUUUUCUACCACCCGAAGAGCCUUUCCUCCCGCAGACAAUGGACAAGUCUAUCUGGGUAGAAUACCCAGCCGUGAGCCAAGAUAUAGUUGCCCUUCUCAAUGGAAUUUGGGGUUCAGUUGUUACCGCUGUAACUCAGCCAACUCGAUCUAUGGAGGCGCUGGAAGCUCUCCCGAUUGGCGAUACCACUAAGUAUUUUAAUUUUGGCCGUGUGAUGACCAACGUAUACUUUAUGGAACAGGGUAUAGACUCGAGACAGGCAUGUUUCCCCUGCAUGUUGACGGUUGUCCGAUCGCAGAACGACCCGAAUCUAAACUUCGUUAUUGCUAGUCAAAACGGUUCUGUUUCGUUGCGCAUACAGUCGGACAAGAAUUCGGGUCUAACGUGGCAAGAUGUUAGAUGGAGACCAGACCCUCACGAGAUACAUAUCAAAUUGCCCCGAGGGUUCAUGCUCAUUGUCGAAUGCUCGCAGCAGGAUUACCGAAUGCUAUGGAGCAUGUACGACUUCAGCUCCAAAGUCCAAUCUUACCUAUAUCCGCGAAAGGACGAGGUCAUGAAGCAUAGCACCGUCCUCCGUGGCUUUCACUAUUUCGAUGCUAAUCCUCAAGGAAGGACGUUCCCUAAGGAAUCUGUAGGACAAUGUUCUAUAGGGUUAUUCGAGAAAAUCCUAAAGGAGAAUAGUCCGACUGGGCCCAGAACCUUCCACCGAGGGUUUCGACUUGCCGUAGUCACCGGUCCCAGGAUAAGGACGCUGAGCGGAGUAACUCAUUUGUUCCCGCCGCAGCUCCCGAUCCAGUUCGCCAUGUUACGGGGUGAGCAGCGAGCACCUGUCCUCCAACUGGAAUUCAAUGACGGGAAGGACAAAGGCCGGAUGGUUUUGACGUUCAACGAAGACCAGGAGCGCGAGAAGGUAUUGAAAAUGAUUACGGGAACGUUUGUUAACCAGGACGAAGAGGUUAUCGCGGAAGUUCCUUUGGAGGGUAUGAACAUGGCGGAAACGGUUAGCGACACAAAAGGAGGGCUUCCGGCCAUCCAGCGUCUUCCUUGGCAGCGUGCUCGUAUUAUCAACGAUAAAUACUCGGAAGUCCCGCCGACGGUAUUGGCGGAGAAGCUCAGAGUUGAGAUCGAAUCGUUGGGUAAAGACGGAGUUGGCGUGGUCAGCACCAUUACGGACCGAGUCAACGUUGCGCCAGGCGAGCUGAAGCUCAGGCUGGGUACCAAGGACAUUCUAACAUUACAGGUUCUACGGCAGGCACAGGUUGAUAUGACGGUUUCCAUACUAGAGACGCUCGUACCUCGGGAAUCGCAUCGCGAAUUCCAAGGGUUGCAAAAUACCAUCCAACGUGGGCCAACUGUGCGUACCUACAGGUUUCCGAGCUUCCGGGACUUGCAUGCAUUCCAAGCGGGAUUAACGGGAUACUCGGUGCUAUUUGACGGUAUCGCUACAAGCCUGAACAUCUCGCGACGAAGGAUGGUGGUACCCAUUCAUAAGAAAUGGGAGGCUGGUACUACGCGAGUCCAAGUGGUGCAGCAAGAAAAAACGGUUCAACUACUAGCCUUUUUUGAAGAUUGGCACCACGGGCAGUGCAUGGGAUUCAUACUGAAGGGAACGGACAUAUUCGAAUCGUUCAACCGAAAUGGGAAAGCGGGCUUGAAGCUAGCUGACGCCAAGUUCCCGUUGCCGAAGAUUCCGCACGAAGGCGGUGAUAAGACGGAUGAUAUGGCGUUCCUAUGUCUGGAUAUGCCUGAUUUUGCCGGCGAACACGAUGACAUUACAAUAAUAUUCGAGGAUAGUUUUGAGAGGGAUAGGCUUUGUUCUGUUCUACCAGCGCCAGUCAAAGGGUCGCGUCUUAGUAGGGGGAAAUGA
Daldinia caldariorum is the source of this 3594-nucleotide messenger RNA. RefSeq lists its product as uncharacterized. NCBI's taxonomy places the organism in Eukaryota, Fungi, Ascomycota, Sordariomycetes, Xylariales, Hypoxylaceae. The transcript is spliced from 2 exons. The record is from RefSeq and is a predicted model, not a curated record. Bases 1 to 3594 code for a protein of 1197 amino acids.